GGCUGUGAGUUUACGUUGCUCUGACAGAAGCUGACCGAUGGGACACACAGCUCAAAUCUACAAAACAUAUAUUUUUUACUCUUAAUUAAUCUGCUAUUCAACCAACUGCUAUCGAUUUAGUGUCAAAUUUACACCACACAGAAAAAUCGACAUUUAAGCUGAAACAGCGUGCGGAAUAAAAAUUAAAAGCACAUGAUGGAAGAAUGUGUGCUGGUGUAGUUUAUGUAAUAUGUGUAGAUAGUAAAGACGAUUUAGCGAGUCAACGUCUAAAGAGAAAGAAUUGGUUAUUUCAUAUUCUUAAAGUUUAAUUCGUUUUGUGGAGUUUCUGCAUGGAUGGAUAACGGGUAAAAAUGAGCUCUCAGGAUAACAAGACCGAGUCAGAGCAGAGAGAAGAGCAGCAGACCGGUGCUGCCAGUGAAGACAACAAACAGGAGGCUGUUAUUUGUCUGGGCAACAAUGAAGUGAAGAGUCGUGCAGUUGUGAAGUACUCAGCCGCUCCGCCUCCCAGCACCUAUGCAUUACUGCAGGAGAAGACCGACCUCAAACUGCCUCCUGCUAACUGGCUCCGAGAGAAUGCCCAGCUGGGACCUGCAGGGACCACGGUGCUCGGGUCCAGCAGGAAAAGCAAACCUUUCUCCAGUUUUGGGAUGGCCUAUGACUUUAUCGACUGCAUUGGCGAUGAUGUUGACGUUGUGUCUGAUUCAGAGAACAUUAAGAAGUUGCUAAAGAUCCCGUACAGUAAAUCUCAUGUCAGCAUGGCCGUUCAUCGAGUGGGCGGCACUCUGCUGCUGGAUGAUCUCGACAUUCAGGAACUCUUCAUGAGAUCAUCACAGACCGGAGACUGGGCAUGGCUGAAGGAGUUUUAUCAGCGUCUCAUUGACCAGAAGUGGCAGAGAAAGAAGAAAAGUAAAGAACAUUGGAACGAGAAGGCCAUUCUCUCCAAAUUUCUCUAUUACAGUAUUAACAGUAAUGGGGCCGCUGUGCCCGUGCCGUCAGAUACAGGCCAGACAGCAGACGAUGGUUGUGGGUCGGGGGGCGGUGGGCCGUCUUGGCCUGCCACCUACAACAGCUCCUCCCCUGAUUCAGAAGAGCCUGCUAUACCAAAGGAGGAGCAGGUGGACAAAUAUGCUUUGGGUCAUGUGUCUUCACUUCCUAAAGAGCAGAACCUGCCAACGCUGUUCGAUGAAGGAGAAAAUAGUCAGGGUUUGAAGAACGACUUCGCCCGGAAUAUUUUAUGGACUUUUGAGGACAUCCACAUGCUUGUGGGAUCAAAUAUGCCGAUAUUUGGAGGUGGUCGAUACCCAGCAGUCAGUCUGCAACUCAGGGACAACAAUAAACCAAUCAACGUCCUUACAGGAAUUGACUACUGGCUGGAUAAUUUGAUGUGUAAUGUACCAGAGUUGGUCAUGUGUUUUCACGUCAAUGGCAUUGUACAGAAAUAUGAGAUGAUAAAAACAGAAGACAUCCCAGAUUUGGAAAAUUCCAGAUUCUCGACAAGAGUUGUGAAGGACAUUGCGCAGAACAUCCUGUCGUUCCUAAAAUCCAACUGUACCAAAGAAGGCCACACCUACUGGCUCUUUAAAGCCAGUGGAAGUGACAUCGUGAAGCUGUAUGACCUCACGACUCUGUGCGAAGAAGCGGCUGAGGAGAAAUGCCAAAAUCCGUUCACGCUUCCUGUAGCUGUGCUGCUCUACAAAGUGGCCAGUAACAUGAUGCUAAAGAAAAGCCAAAACAGGAAGAACUACGACACAAUCCGAACUCUACUGCUCAACUGUAUCAAACUGCUGAAUGAGGAGAGACAUCCACAGAUCAUCGCCUCUGCCCACUACAUGCUAGCAGAACUGUUCCAGUUAGAUGAUGUGAACGAAGAAGUGGGCAACGGGGAAUCUCUGAGGGGGGGAGGCUCUGAAGACAGCUACAGUGAUGAAGAUGAGGAGGAGGAGGAAGAUGAAGACGACAGCUGCUCCUACGACAGCUCCUCUAAGCCGCAGGACGACUCCAAAGCCGUGGCGGUUAUAAAGUCUGUCGGCGAGCUGUCUGUUCCUGAGAAAUACAAGAGCACUCACCAGAUCAGACCUAACUGUGCCUUCCCUGUGUCGCAAGACAAAGAGGAGAAGUGUCGACUGGUCCUCAGCUAUGUUCUUAAGGGUCUGAAGGCAGUAGACAGCAGUAUAAAGAAAGAAACCGACCUGCCUUCCGCUGACCCCAGCACCCCCAUUCCUCUUAAGUAUGAGGAGAGAUCUCAGAGCGGAGCGAGAGAAGUGGAGAAGGAGAUCGCACUCCUGCUGGACAGAGUCGUUUCGUGUAAUGAGGAACUGAAGAUGCCGACGCGCUCCGGCAUGCUCCCGGGCAGCUGGCAUCACCGUGUGAAACAGCAGCUCUUCCUGAAAGCGUCGAAGGCAUACUACAUCCUGUCAGAUUCUGCCACCAACCUGCUGAAGUACGGCCGUGCACUGCGUUACAUCAAACUGGCUCUGCAGUGCCAUGAUGCGUAUUGCUCCAUCAGCGGAGGUCUCCACCCACAGGUGCUUCUGUUCCACUGUCAGUGUCUGUCUCUAUGCGGUGAUGUUCAGCUGAUGUUGGCUCAAAACACCUCCAACAGAGCCGCAUAUCUAGAGGAAUACAGCUAUCAGACCAAAGACGACCAGGAGAUCUUACACUGCCUGCAUCGCGAGAGCUCCUGCCAAGCCUUUAGCAUGGCCACCGAUCUGGCCACAGACCCCGAAUACCAGCUGAUCAUCAGCUGUAAGUGUUAUGAGGCGGCCCAUGACCUGUUGACCUCUGGAGUUCUGAAAGAUUUGGGACAGGAGCAGCUAGGUCAGGUUCUGAAGCGCCUCGGCAACAUCCGCAACGAGAUGGGUGUCUUCUACAUGAACCAAGCGGCGGCCAUGCAGACAGAGAAAGAAGGAGUGCGGAGGACCGUCUGCGUGGCCGAGCAGGAGUUGUGGAAGAAGUGUUUCUCGUGUUUCGAGAAGGGCAUGCAGAAUUUCCAAGCGAUUUCAGACUCGGUGAACACAGCCCUGCUGCUGUGUAACAUCGGGCGGCUCAUGCGGAUCUGCGCACAGGCUCACUGCAUCAUGACAUCAGACCACAGCCGCGGGGAGUUCUCGCCCGAAGAAGCUCUCUACUACAAUAAGGCUAAAGAUUACUAUCAGAAGGCCCUGAAGUCUCUGGGCUGCCGGGACAGUCAUUCAGCAGUCUGGGAUUCUGUGAACUGGGAACUUUCAACGACAUAUUUUACUUUGGCCACACUUCUGCAAGAUUACGCUCCGCUGUCCCGCAAAGCACAAGAGCAGAUCGAGAGGGAAGUCACCGAGACCAUGAUGAAGUCACUGCGCUACUGCGACCUGCAGACAGAAUCCGCUCGCCAGCCGCUCUACCAGUACAGAGCUGCAACCAUCCACCACAGACUGGCUUCCAUGUACCACAGCUGUUACCGUAACCAGGUCGGAGACGAGAGCAUCCGGAAGCAACACAAGACUCAAGCCGAGCAGCAUUACAGUAAAGCCGUGCGGCUCUUCGUAAACCUGAGCGACGCUCCGUGCGAGCUGCUGCGAACGCUGCUGGAGAGAGUGGCCUUCGCCGAGUUCACCAUGGCGGGUCAGAACAGCAACGCGGUCAAAUUGAAAACUCUGACGGGAGCUCUGGAGAUGAUGUGCGAAACUCGGCACGCUUUCAAACUCAUCCAUAAAGAACUGCUGGAGCAACAGGACAAAGUGAUACUGACCCCAGAAGCCUCUGAUAAACCUGAAGAUGUCCAGGGUUCAGAUGGCACCUCCUCUGAGUUGAACACCGAAGAAGGUUCAGAUAGCACCUCCUCUGAGUUGGACACCGAAGAAGUUGUGAAGUUAAUCGGCGUGUUUGUGCCCAGUUUCUCUUUUCUGCUGUUACAGAUGAUUAAACUCAGCACUGCAAGCAAACGUAAACUUAGUGUUAAAGAAGAAGAGCAGGUGAAAGUCUAUAAGAAGGUAUAUUCUCAGCUGUUGCGGGCUGAAAAGUCCGUCCCGCUGGAUAAGCGGGUUUCCCUCUUUCUGGAUCUGCUGGAUCAGCUAAACCCGCACACAGGAAGUGAUGAAACAAGAUCAGGAUCUUGAGAAUAACAAUCCAGCUUGGUUCGAACAGUUUAAAGGGUGCUUGUGUCUUGGGGAAUGUUUGGAGUUGAACCCAUCUUGCUUUUACAGCAGCUGAUGAUCAAGGCAAUAAAAAGAGAUGACAUCAUCUAGCUUCGAGAAGUACCAUAGAAAUGUGUGAACACAACCUUCACCAGCAGUGCCUUUUCUUAUGUUCACAUUUAACAGGAUGAGCCAACAACAUACUGUCAGUCAUUUCCAAUGAUUUUGUGACAUUUGUUUGAAAUGAAAAGAAUAUGAAACUGUACAGUUGUUUGCGGAGCAGAUAUUUAUUUCUUAUUAGACACUAUGUACAAAAUGUGAACCUGUGAUGUUGUUUUACACACGCUCGGCUGGAACGUAUUCACAGACUUUGUUUUCCGGUGGAUGAGCUUAAGAAUUGAACUCUAAAAAGUGCAAUAAAUUGGCAAGCCUCAAUGCAACAGGUGCAGUCCUGUUUGAGAAUGCUUGUUUUGGCUUGGCUUUCAAUAAACGUUUUUAAAAGUUA
Molecule: messenger RNA, 4617 nt
Organism: Triplophysa rosa
Lineage: Eukaryota; Metazoa; Chordata; Actinopteri; Cypriniformes; Nemacheilidae
Gene: edrf1
Product: erythroid differentiation regulatory factor 1
Exons: 25
Coding region: 351-4094 (1247 amino acids)
Biological process (GO): positive regulation of DNA-templated transcription
Source: RefSeq, a predicted model, not a curated record